This is a messenger RNA of Epinephelus lanceolatus (giant grouper), 2865 nucleotides long. It is a transcript of the gene bag4, whose product is annotated as BCL2 associated athanogene 4. The record is from RefSeq and is a predicted model, not a curated record. Lineage: Eukaryota; Metazoa; Chordata; Actinopteri; Perciformes; Serranidae. Gene Ontology annotation, cellular component: cytosol; membrane; cytoplasm. Gene Ontology annotation, molecular function: protein-folding chaperone binding; adenyl-nucleotide exchange factor activity. Gene Ontology annotation, biological process: protein stabilization.
UCCUUUGUCUCAGUUUAUGUCCGCCUAGUACCCUGUGUCCUCAUGAGGACAUCAGAUUGUAACAGGACGGAUGCCGGGGAGCGCGCUUAGCCGAUGCACCAUCAUCAAAUGCAGUCAAAUCUGAAAUCCGACUGGCCCUCGGCUUGCAACUCGGAAAAUACUCACGGCAACUGGAAUAACACAAUGGACGCUCCUCAGUAUCCCGGCUACCCUUCACACUACUGGUAUCCCCAGUCUCAUUCCACAGGACACUAUGCAAACACCUAUCCCUCGGGAUCAGACGUUCAGCCACAGUACAAUCCACAGGUAAUGCCUGGAGGUUAUCCAAAUGGCCAUGGUGUCUACAGCCCAGCGCAGAAUCAGUAUUCAACAAGUGGUUUCCACCCAUCCAAUCCUUUCUACUGUGCUGACACUCAGAGACCGGCUCCAGGUCCUUACCCUAACCAGGGCUGUCCAGCAGAGCAGAGCAGUGGGCCGUCUGGGCAGCCACACUCUCAACAUCAACAUCAGCAUCAACAUCAUCAUUAUCCUGGUCCACACUGUCAAGGAGGUCCUGGAUAUCCUCCUGGGGCGUACCCUCACUACAGUGAAGGUGGUCAUGCAAUGCCUUCAACCCCCCCAUACCCCACGGGCCAGCAACUCCACCCAAACCCCCAGGCCGAUGCAUGGGCGCACUCUGGUGCAUAUGCUCCCCCACAGCAGCAAUGGCAGCCAGGCCAGCAGCCUGCGCAAAACCACUACGGAAAUCAUGUCCGUCCACCGCAUCCUCCAGCAUGGCCAGGGACUGGAACUGGUGCACCACCACCUUACCAACCCAAGGACCAACAGCACCAACGUGCCCCGCAAGUGGGACCAAAACCCAGGCCAGCCCAAUCCCUGAAUCACCCCAAUGGAAAGCCUGCUGAAAUAAGUUCACCUCCUCAGAUGUACAACAAAACCGGUAGAAGAGAGCCCAAUCCUUCUCAAGGUGAGCCCCCACCCUCGGCCACGGCCCAAGCUCCAGCACCGGCUCCAGCUCCAGGCCCAGCUGGACCUCACCCCCUGAGCGAUAACCCCGGCCUAGCUAAGGUCCAACAGGUCAUGGCCAGAGUGCUGCUGCUUCAGGAAGAUGUCGACGAGUUUGUUGGCAAAAAGACAGACAAGAGUUAUCGGUGUCUGGAGGAACUGCUGACCAAAGAGCUGCUGGAGCUGGACUCUGUGGAGACUCAGGGACAGGACAACGUCCGGCAAGCCCGAAAGGAGGCCGUACAGAGGAUCCAGGCAAUCCUGGACCGGCUGGAGAAGAAAGCCUUCUGAGCUGGACUCAUUUACUGGUUUGUGGGUCGCUAAGUCUUGCUGUUUCCUUCUUCCAGAUCUUCCAUGGACACAAUGAGGGUCUAGUCUUCUCUCUCUCUCUCUCUCUGAGCUGUGUUAUCUUAAGGGUUUUUUCCACCACCGUGAUAUAACAUGCCUGAAACAAGUGGCAUAGACCCAAGACCAAGGCUGAGCAAUUGCUGGUACAUGGAAUCAACCUUUAAAGACCUAAUUAUGCUGGUACAAGUGAUAUGAUGGUGUUAGAAGUGUAGAGUGAUGGUUGUACAUAUCAUAACUGACUUUCAGCCUCAGUGAGUGACUGUGCUGGCUACACAACCUGACACUCUCGCUCAGUUUGUCUAACGUCAUGCCUUUGCCAGCAUAAUGCGAGGCAGCGUCACAGGACGAUGAGUUAAUUUAGUGCCACGUUGCAACUGCCGGUGGUCUCAAACCUGUGAUAGAGAUUCAGAUUAUUGUCAUGCUGUCCCUCAGGAUCAUGGGUCGGUUUUAGUCCGACCCUACAUCUAACAACACAUGCACUUCAUUAGCCGUCUGUUAUUACAUCUCACAGUCCGCUUGCAUGAUAUUGUCCUGACCCCCCCCCACCCCCACCCCGAUAGAGGCCAUACACUUAGUUGCCCAUAGUCACUUACUUCUUCAUGUCUCUGCAGGAAAAUAGGUGCAAUGCUUUCCUUUUUCAAUUGUGCUCCCAGCCCUGCAUGCACUGUAAUGUCAGACAAGCACUAAACACAGUCAUGACAUUUCCAAGCUCAUAAUUGGGCCUAGAGCGUAGCGGAUUAGUGAAACCCCCUAAAGAUUGCUGUCCCCAUUUAUUCCAUCUUUUGGAUGAAAUUUCUUUCUAAGUGCGGACCUAGAAUCAGACCUACAUAUGAAUGCCAUGUAUUUCACUUUAGAAACUGCUGUUAGUACAGAUACAUAGGACAUAGGGAAGUUUAAGAAGUACUUGAAAAGAUGUUAAGAUAUGUUCUUUUAUCCCUUUUUGAACACUUGGAAUAUAUAUAUGACUAAGCAAGUGAAUUGUAUAGUCAGAAUUAAGUGUUCAGUUGCUGUAAAGGUUAAAGGGAAGGAUGUACGUUAACAAUUUCAGUAAUGUUGUGUGCUUAAAGACGAUGUCGGUCCCCAGCACUUGGAUCAAGUGUUUAAAUUGGACCUUGUUUCUGUUUUCUGUCGCACUCCUUGUGAUACAAAUCCAGAUUUGCACCAUAAUCCAUUUCCUUGUGUAGAGAAAGUCCUUUAUUUUCCAAUCAUUCUUGAUGUGUUGAUUUAGAAAAAAGAGUGCCAUAUUUCAGAGGAUGGUUUUAUAUAAGUAGAAAAAAAAUAAGAAUAAUAAAAAAAUAAGAUCACAAGCUUUGCAUGAAAAAAAAAAUCACCUGUCAUAUGUGUUCAUUUUCCUGUGGUGUUAAGUUUCUGUUUAGAUAGAGCACAACUGUACAGUUUCAGAUGUAAUGCAUGUUUCCAACACAAGAUGGGGAAUCUUUGCCUGAUAAGUACUGAAGUUAUUACAAGUGAGAAAAUAGCAGAGAAAUAAUUAAAUGUCAGUAUAUUUUUUAA